UCUAGCAAAGUUUUAUUUUAUUUGUGUCAAAUUGAAUGUUCUCCUUUUUUACUACAUUUAAAGUUAUAUAUGUUUAAAUUUACAUAAUAUUAUGAUUUAAUUGUGUCAUUACAUAUGAAUUUUAUAUAAUUAUGUUAUAUAUAAUUUUGGAGGUAUUCAGCAUAGUUAUUUUCUUUAUACACUAAGCAUAUAUAUUAUGAACUUGCAUCCUCCUUGUGUCGUGAAUCGAUGGUGCUACGUGAGAAAACUGCAGAUGUAAUGCGUGACAUCGCAACAGACUUGUGCUUAGGCACAUAAUACGAAAUGUGUUUGCCGCUUUUAUCUCUCGCACAGAACCGUGCGGUACCCUGAAGCAACUUGAAUAUUUAAUGUGCUUUGCCCCACACUUUUAAAAAGUUUAUGCUUACGCGAUGUUUAAAAAAGAAUACUCUGUUAAAUGCGAGGUAAUGUGGGUUCCUGCAGAAAUAGCAACAGCCAGUUUCUCAUAAACUUUUGAUAUGGAUGAUUCAAACUACUCCGGACGAAAAGACUUCGAAUGGGCAGUACAAUUAAAUCGUGCAAGCUUGCAUUUGCUUGGGAUAUGGCCUAAUCCGGAAGAAAAUCCCAAAAAGAAAUUAAUGAGCAAUAUACGUGUAUUCGUUACAUUUGUGCUGGUGAUAAGUUUAUUGGUGCCUUCUAUACAUUCUCUGAUUAAAAUUCGUUCUGAUAUCAUGAUGACAAUAGAUAAUUUACAAUAUACUUUACCGGUUCUUAGCGCCAUUAUAAGGCUCGCAAUAUUUUGGUGGAGAAAGGAAGUUCUCAUGCCGAUCAUGAACAUGGUCAUGGAAGACUGGUUAAAAUCAAAAACCAUCUACGAAAGAAAUACAAUGAUCAAAUGGGCGUUACGUGAACGUAUAAUUAUUACAAUUACGUAUCUAAUAAUAAUGAUGGUGAUCAUACUUCUUUUUGGCAUGUCUAUUUUUGGAAAAUCAAUGAGAUUGACAUCGAAUAUUACUGAUUCAUACAGAUCAUUACCUGUACAAACUUAUUAUAUUUAUGACGUAACAAAGAGACCGCAGUACGAGUUAACAAUUAUAAGCCAAUACAUUUCUCUCAUCAUCGCUGCUAUGCUAUAUACAGGAAUUGACAAUUUUUUUGGAUUAUUAGUUUUUCAUAUUUGCGGACAAUUGGACAUCAUGAGAUAUCGUCUCAAACAUAGUCACCAAAAGUUUCGUGCUAUAUUGAGGUGCAGUGUGAUGUAUCAUCUUCGAUUGCUUAGAACUAUAGAUACUAUAGAAAAUAUAUAUAAUGUGAUUCUUUUAAUAUUGUUCCUGUAUUUUGCAAUACUCUUUGCGUUCUGCGGGUUUCUAUUAGUUACUGUCUUUGAAGACGAAAAGAAUGAUAUAUCGUUUACACGUCUGUCACUUAGUUUCCUCAUUAUUCUGGCCUUACUCUUUCAUAUGGGUAUUUAUUGCGCAGUGGGCGAGGCACUAAUAUCUAAAAUCGAUGGAAUUCAUUAUGCGGCAUAUGAUUGCAAAUGGUAUUCCCUAGCUCCAAAAGAAGCAAAGGACUUAAUCCCAUUUAUAAUUAAAUUUAGUGAACCAGUGUAUUUCACUGCUGGAAAAGUAUUUCCUAUAACAAUGGCUAUGUUUUGCAAUUUAAUAAAAACGUCGGUCAGUUAUGUAUCCGUUUUACUUACAACGAGGAAGAACUAAAAGUGUAGUUGAAAAUAAAUUCUUUCCAGCUUUCUCUAUAGAAUUGCUAGGAUACAACAAUUAAAACUACUGUAAGUAUAUUAUUUAUAUUUUUUAUUUCUAUUACUUAUCACACAACACACACACCUAUUAUCUUUCUAAAUAUUGAAUAUUUACGCAAAUUUUAUGAUCUUCCAGUUUCGGAAAAAAAGUUAACUACAUUAAAUAAUACUUACAACAAAAGGACUAUGAUAUACUCACGGCACAGAUGCGCAGACAGCGUUGGACUGCUAUGCUUUUAAAACAGUAAGAAUAUAGAAUAUAGAAUGAACGUUAUUAUUAAAACACAUACCUCUGAUACAUAAUAUUAUAUGUAUAAGUAGAAGUAGAGUCAAUGUAUCUAUUAUAUUAAAAUAUAACAGAAAUAUAUUCCAUUGUUAUUCUUUAUCCUUUUCAUCUUCAUAAACUUUUUCAUUGUAACAUAUGCUUACCUGUGUAAACUAUCUCAUAUGUGUAUUGUUAAUGGCAAUAAUUACAUUAUGAAAUAUUACAAUUGAAAUGAUAAUAUAAAUAAAGUGACAAUAAAAUAUACUUUAUUUUU
Ooceraea biroi (clonal raider ant) is the source of this 2274-nucleotide messenger RNA. RefSeq names its product odorant receptor 43a. The record is from RefSeq and is a predicted model, not a curated record. Lineage: Eukaryota; Metazoa; Arthropoda; Insecta; Hymenoptera; Formicidae. Gene Ontology annotation, molecular function: odorant binding; olfactory receptor activity. Gene Ontology annotation, biological process: sensory perception of smell; detection of chemical stimulus involved in sensory perception of smell. Gene Ontology annotation, cellular component: plasma membrane.